This is a messenger RNA of Phlebotomus papatasi, 1598 nucleotides long. It is a transcript of the gene Tmhs, whose product is annotated as LHFPL tetraspan subfamily member 3 protein. Gene Ontology annotation, biological process: sensory perception of sound. The transcript is spliced from 6 exons. The record is from RefSeq and is a predicted model, not a curated record. Bases 530 to 1384 code for a protein of 284 amino acids. Gene Ontology annotation, cellular component: plasma membrane. Lineage: Eukaryota; Metazoa; Arthropoda; Insecta; Diptera; Psychodidae.
UGAGUUGCCAGUUCAGUUGUGCGCCACAUAAUGUUGAGUAAAGUUGGCCAGGUCGUCUAUCUCUGAUUCUUGUGCCACUAAUACUUCCUCCCCGGUCAAUUGCUGUUGCUAACAAAUUAAACAAAAAAGAAAGAAAGAAGUGCCCUGUGGAUUAAAUUUCACCUCUUGUGUGGACAUUUGGCUUCUUGUGCUCAGCAGAAGAAGGAAGUUUCUGUGGUGGAUUUUGGUGAUGAUCUCAGUAGUUCCGGGAGUGAAAUAUUUUACAACCAAGAAUCCCGCGACCGUAACGGUGAUUUUUACAAUUGGUCGUGUUUCCCAUUUCAUCAACUUCUUGGGCUAUUCAGAGAGCCAAAAGGAACAAGAUCUAUUAUCUCCGUGGUCGCUGGAUGACGCAAAGCGGAUACUGAACUCUCUGGGAUUCUUUGGUGCACCUCAAUUUAUUGGAGGGAAUUUAUCGUUCCUACUGAAGUGGUGGUGAAUGAAAAGACUUACCUUGUAAAAGUGCCAAGAAGUGGUUGUGAAGUGUAAGAUGGGAACCAAAAUUGAGUAUGUGGAUUCAAGUCAUAUGUACGCAACGAACUACAUCAGAAAUUCUAAAGCCAUUGCUGUUCUUUGGGCUAUUUUCACAAUAUGCUACGCCAUCAUCAGUGUAGUGGCCUUUGUAACACCAGAAUGGGUUGGUGAUCUCGAUGGAGACAAUUCCGGACGAUUGGGUUUGUGGCAAGUCUGUCAGAAGGACGAAGUAUCGGAGAAUUGCCAAGGACAGCUGGACGAUGUGAUGUCUCUGUCAUCUCUGGCAUUUCAGGUGGCAACGAUCUUUGUGGGACUGUCCGUGUUGACCUCAUUGCUGACCAUUUGCUCACUCAUCCUCAUGUUCUUCAUGCGAUCUACCACAGUUUUUCACAUUUGCGGAUGGAUGCAAAUGCUGUCAGCCAUCUGCAUGAUCAUCGGCUGCCUGGCCUAUCCAUUUGGUUGGAAUUCUGAUGACUUCCGCAAGGUCUGUGGUCCAGAGUCCAAUCGCUUUGAGCCUGGUUUAUGUGGCAUCCGAUGGGCCUAUCCCUUGGCCAUUAUUGGAUGUGUCGAUGGUAUUAUCCUGUCAACUCUUGCCUUCAUCCUUGCCACGCGCCAUGUUCGUCUGCAGCCGGAGCCCAUGUACCAGAGUUCAAUGUACAAAGGUGAAGUCAACAAUGCCUAUCUCACGGAUGUCGCUAGCAUCGCUGGCUCACGUAAAUCUCUGAAUCUUCAACCGGUUCUGCUAGUAACGCCACCACAUCAUAUGGGCGGCCAACAUGGAGACGACACCAUCUCACAGUUCUCAAGUCGCACACCUAGCCGAUACAACCGACCCGAUUUCCACAAUUCCAUGCAUCAAUUCCAACUCUAGACACCCUAGACACAUUUUGUGGAACUCCUUCCCUGGGUUUACAAUGCGCCAUAGGCUUGUUGGUCUCUAUGGAUUUUCUUGAUUGAAGUGAAAAAAAAAAGUGUAAAAAAUAUUUAAAAUAGUGAGAAUAGCGGUGAAAUUUAAUUGUAAUUCUCUUCAAGUAUUUUUGUAUCGUAAACUUAGCACUCAAUAUAUAUUUUUUUUAAAGAAGAAA